Molecule: messenger RNA, 570 nt
Organism: Fusarium pseudograminearum CS3096
Lineage: Eukaryota; Fungi; Ascomycota; Sordariomycetes; Hypocreales; Nectriaceae
Exons: 4
Coding region: 1-570 (189 amino acids)
Biological process (GO): aromatic amino acid biosynthetic process; chorismate metabolic process
Cellular component (GO): cytoplasm
Molecular function (GO): chorismate mutase activity
Source: RefSeq, a predicted model, not a curated record
AUGGCCGAUGCCGCACACGCACUGGAUCUUGCUCGGAUCCGGUUCCAGCUAAUCAGAAGUCGACUUGAGGACACCAUCACCUUCCAUUUGAUUGAAAGAGUGCAGUUCGCCUUGAACAGUACAAUUUAUGCUCCUGGAGCUGUCGAGCUGCCAGAAUCGAACCUGAGCUUCCUCGACUGGUACUUCCGCGAGCAAGAAAAGCUGCAGUCCCUUAUCCGACGUUUCGAAUCUCCCGACGAAUAUCCCUUCUUUCCUGACGCACUACAGAAGCCAAUUCUCAAGCCUCUAAACUACCCCAGAAUCCUGUACGAGAACGACGUCAAUGUGAACGACAAGAUCAAGGCCUUCUACACCGAAAAGUUCCUUCCCGCAGUUUGCCCCGACUUCGGCCGGGAGGAGCGGGGCGAGUCCCAAGAAAACUACGGCUCGACCGCAACUUGCGAUAUUGCUUGCCUACAAGCCUUAUCACGACGCAUCCAUUUCGGCAAGUUUGUCGCCGAGUCCAAGUUCCGUUCUGAGCAAGAGAAAUACAUCCGUCUUAUCAAGGCAGAAGACCGAGAGGGUUCUUGA